AUGGCGCUAUAUGGGACUUCUGACACCUUGAUGUGCAGGGCGUUCCCAACAACCCUAAGGGGACCGGCCCGCGCAUGGUAUAGUGGCCUAAAGACCGGGACCAUCUCUUCCUUCGACCAGCUCGCCCGAGACUUCGAGCUCAACUUCCUGGCCUAUGCCCGUCCAAAGCCGUCCAUGGCAUUGCUCCUCGGACUCCACCAAAGGGAGGACGAGCCCCUCUCCCACUUCGCAUUCAUGAUAGGCCUGCGGCCCUCCAGGUUCUUCUGGUCUCUGGUCGAACGGCCCCCCACAAUGGUACCCGAGAUGCUCCAGCGGGCAAGCCAGUUCGUCGCCGCAGAGACAUGGAUGGCCGGGAAGCACAAAGAGCACAAGAGGGUCAAGAUGGAGCCGCCCCGGCCGCAGCAACCCGCUGCAUCUCGGCGUAGGUUAGACAGAUCCGACCCGCUGACAUCGAGGCCCCCUCUCCCAGCCUUAAACUCGUCCCGAACGGAAAUAUUCCUCCACAUAAGGGAAAAGGGACUGCUCAAAGAACCUUACCCGAUGAGGAAUCCGCGGGCACUGGCGGACCAGUCAAAGUACUGCCGCUUCCACAGGCAACAUGGGCACGACACCGAACAGUGUCGGGAGCUAAAGAGGCAGAUCGAGGAGCUCAUUCGUAGGGGACACCUUGGUCAGUACCUCCAACCGGACAAAGAACUUUCACCGCGCUCGGAGGGUCCCAUCGAACGACACAUCGACGUAAUAACGGGCGGCCCCACAUCUGGCGGGGAUUCCAUGACAAGAAGAAAGGUGUACGCCAGAGCCGCUCCGGCUGAAGCUCCUAGGCACGGGCCCGAGCCUAAUGACACCUUCCAGGCCGAGGUGCCCGAACAAGCCGAGCAUGACGACGCACUCGUGAUAUCGACCAGAAUAGCCAAUGUGCAAGUAAGGAGGAUCAUGGUCGAUACCGGGAGCUCGGCCGACAUACUCUACUUCGACGCCUUCCAAAAGCUUGGCUUACCCAGAGAUAGCAUGAAGCCAAUCCUCUCGGUACUCACCGGAUUCACCGGUGAUUCAAUCUCACCGCUGGGGGCAAUCACUUUACCAUUGACCUUGGGAGCCCCGCCGAAGUCAAAGACGGUAAUGACCACCUUCCUAGUAAUCGACCUCCCCGCUGCAUAUAACGCCAUUCUCGGCCGGCCAACCCUCAACAAAAUCAGAGCUGUCGUCUCGACCUACUACCAAACUGUGAAGUUCCCGACCCACGCCGGGGCAGGAGAGGUCGUAGGAAGUCCCCGAGAAUCCAGGCGCUGCUACCUGACCGCAGUUUCGUUACACAAGAGGGCCAGGACCGAACCACCAUUGGCAGACCUCCGAGAGGCGAAGAAGCCAGCCUCCCAUCCUGAGCCGAGGGGGUCCAUCGUAGACGUGCCGCUGCAAGAAGGUCGGCCGGAGCAGAUGGUUAGGAUCGGGUCGGAGCUACCUGAGCAAGAACGAAGACAGCUCGUCGGCCUCCUACAGAAGAAUGCCGACGUCUUCGCUUAG
This is a messenger RNA of Musa acuminata AAA Group (dessert banana), 1524 nucleotides long. RefSeq lists its product as uncharacterized. The record is from RefSeq and is a predicted model, not a curated record. The transcript has 2 exons. NCBI's taxonomy places the organism in Eukaryota, Viridiplantae, Streptophyta, Magnoliopsida, Zingiberales, Musaceae. The coding region runs from base 1 to 1524 and encodes 507 amino acids.